Messenger RNA from Amoebophrya sp. A25, 4132 nucleotides. The record is from the annotation of a GenBank genome assembly. NCBI's taxonomy places the organism in Eukaryota, Dinophyceae, Syndiniales, Amoebophryaceae.
UUUUUUCUUUGGCCAUCUUUCGUAUUUGCGCACAACACGUAUGGUAUCCCUGUUUUGGCAAUUCUGAUUUUCUAUCUUGAACUCGGUCUUUGUCCUUGUGGCUGUAACGCGCAUGAUCGGCGGUCUGCGUGCGAGGAUUCAACUUUAGUCAAUAUCUAGUGGUCACCAGGCAUCUUGUAGUAUGUUACAUGAUCGGACAUCAAUUUGUUGUUCUUCUCCUUUCCCAUUCUCUUUUCGUGCCACCGCAUGCUCAUUGAAAUCUGCUAGUUCUAUAAUUUACUUAAGUAGGUCUUGGUCUUGUUCAUGCAAUGUCACCUAGUACCUCUACUCUUAUCUAGUACUAAAACUUGUACUUACUUUUACAAUCUACUUCACGAAGAUGAGUACUCCCCACCAUCAGUUGUUAGCCUUGUGGCAAAUAGGUCCUGCUGUUGCCCGUCUGCGACAUGAAAUCGAGCAGCAGACGCUAUCUCCAACAAGUAGAAGCGAGGCAAGGACGUCGCUGUAUGGCAGGGGGAAGCUGCGAAACGACCAAGACCUUAAUGUUGCAUCUAGAAGCGAGCUGGCGACGUCGUGGAUGUUACAAAAAGAAGAUGCUCGCUCACGGCGUGGUGUACCAUUUCCUUUAUUCAGGUUGAGUCAAGAAGAGGUUGCGUCAGCAUUCCACAAAGAUAGGCUUGACCCACGAAGACGCGAAAGGGUUUUUGUUCAACAGUCGGACGAAAACACGAUCGGCAUUAAGACGCAGUCUUAUCCUGACGGUGACUUAAGAGAUAAAGCGGGACAGGAUUAUAAAACCUCUAAGUUGUCGAGGAAGACCUCUCAACUACUUGCGCAAAACCUUUACAAACAAGAAGACGAUUACCUCGACUCGCCGAAAGAUCUCCUGCUUAAGGACGGAGGCAGAAAGCCGAGAAGCAUAUCUUCAAGUUCAUCGUCCAACUGUUCAUCAGCUACCUCCGCUGUGACCCCCUUGAUGUCGAAUAAAGAGUCCACUUUUUCGAUUGGUGCGAGAGAAGACCAAGACGAAAAUGCAGAAGAGUUCGACGUCGCCAUCGUUGGUGGGGGCAUCGCAGGCUGUUUCCUCGCCUAUCAUUUAGCACGUUUUGGCGAUCAAAACCUGAAAAUCCUCUUAGUUGAGCGGGAAUCUCCCGGUGCCGGUGCAACGGGCCUUUCCAUGGGGACACUUUUUCCUCUCUUUUCACGGCACCUGAUCUACGAACCGGUCUCCACGAUCCUGGAAGACCCAGACCAGUACGUCCAAUUUGGCUCUUUGUGCAUUUUUGACCAGCUUUUGAGCGAUACGGUUGACCUGCGUAGAAGAAAUGGCGAUGAUGAGGAUGGAAUAUCUUCAUCUUUAUCUUCUUCGAUCUCAACAAGUACACGUCCAAGUCCUUCUCUUAGAAACCAAAAUGGAAAUCCGUGUCGUGAACAAAUGAUCCAAGCAGGAGAGACGCUAUUCGGCUGGUACCGAAACGGCGCAUACCUGUGCGCACCGCGUGAUCAUCUGCGAGCCCAAGCGUACGUCCGCGACCUCCACAAUACCUUCAAAAAGCGCGGCUAUCUAGUGGAAUUGCUAGAUGGCGAAAAGGCCGUGCGAAACAAAAUGUUUCCUACGAAAGCUGUUCCCACCCAAAACUAUACUUAUCACGGUACGCGACCCCGCAAGAGGCCUAGUACACAUGCGCUGUGGCGUUACUCUGCUGAUCAUGGCAGUAGAGAAGAUGGAAUUGGAACUGCUAAUCAUCCCGAUGGAGAGACAGACAGGAAGAGCCCUCGCUUCCAACAAUAUUUCACACAUCUUGCAAACGGCGUUCAAGUGCCGGAAUUAGCCAUUUACGCACCGAAUGGCGGGAUGAUCGAUCCUUCGGCGGUUGUAGCGGCAGUUGUGGACCAGCUUGAGCUCAUCCCUAGCUUCAGGCUCUGCGAAGGCGUCUCUGUGGUAGCACUGAAGCAGUGUAUCGUGCAAGGUGAAAGUGGAUGGCUUUCUGCUCUUCCAAAGCUUCGUCAAGACGAUAAGCAGUCAACAUCUUCAGGUAGAAGAAGAGGGGAUUGUUUUUAUCAGUUACUACUCGAAGGUCCGACAUCUCGGUUGCCACCCCUCCUUUUGGCGCAUUCUUCGACUGAAGCAGGUGCACAACGACCACACUUCGCUGACGAGACGACACGAGAUGAGAAGACGCAAAUACGAAAGGACGAUACGCUUACGCGUCGACGCGUGGUCGUACGCGCGAAAAAACUUGUACUUGCGAACGGCUGUGGGAUUUCGGACGUUCUUUCAGCAGGAAUUUCCCGCAUUUUCAACAAUAUGCCUCUACCCCCGGUCCGCGUGCCAGUCCCAAUCGUCCCGGUACUCGGUCGCGUUUUUCAACUCCCAACACCGACUAUACCAAGUAAAACUUCUUUGUGGUCUACACCUGAAAACGAGUGUCGCCCCUUCAGUUUCUUUUCGGCAGAGUCUUUCUAUUACUGGGACCGGGUGCGCAGUAGUCUGGACGUCAACAGGGGUGUGCCGGAGAAAUGUUCCGUGACUGGUUGGGGCAACGACCUUGUCCCCCAUGCUUAUGGGAAGUUCAUUCCCAACGACGAACAGAACAAUUCAUCUUUGCUCAUUGGCGCCACCCGUGAGCCCGCUGCAAGCUGCGCACGCCGAGGAAUGUUCGCGAAGAAGAGCAGCUGCAGUGCUGGACGAGGAAGCGAUCGUGUUGGAAGUGCUCACGCGAAUAACCUCUCUCCUUUUACGGACCACGAGGCUCCGAGGUAUGCAGCGGAAGCGAGCGCAUAUAUUCAGAAACACUUUUUCGAUCUCAGUUUGCCCCUGCUUAAAACACAAUCAGAACGACAGAGAGCAUUUUCACCAUCUUGUCCUCCGGAACAAGAACUAAAAGUAGGAGAUCAGCCUCUACAAGCGCUAAAUGCAGCCGACGAGGCACCACCAGGUUGGCACGGUUGGCAGCCUUUCGCAAUGUACGGCCGCCCUAUGGUUGGCGAAUUGAAGGGUGUGCAGGGUCUACAAAAUCUCUAUAUUGCUGGCGGUUUCGGUCCGGCGGGAAUCAAACUGGCUCCCUUCCUCAUGGAGUUGUUAGCUCAAGACAUACUUGCCGACGUCGAAGUCGACACACAACCCGAACUCGACAAACCACCACAAUCACCAAAUUUAUCCGCCAGCACAAUAACGAUUCAAGAAGAACCCGAACAAGACUUCCAAAACUUGGUACGCGGCAGACAAGAAACACUAGAUUAUCGGGUAUUUCGACACUAUGACCCAGAGCCAGCCUUUCGCCGCUACGCAUCUGACCUGAAGAAAUGACGCAAGACUCACUGUGCCUAAAGCAAGUCCUCGAGGUUGUUCCUAGGCAAGCAAGUGCAAGUUGCAAGGUCUUUGGAGGAGGCUGCUGAUGAAGUCAGGAGCAGUAGAGGACUUCAAAACAUUGUAGAAGCUCUCAUAAUCAUACUCAUUGUUGAUAGGCCUGAGAGAGUGCUUUCGUGAUGCUGAUAGUAGUCGUGUGCAGGAGUUGCUGGCAUGUCGGCAUUAGCAACUUCUUACAAAAAGCAGACGUUUUAAAAAUGUCAUGAUUCACACCUUUGUAGUUGGUCAUCCUUGCUCCUCCUCCUAGUUAUUGCUCGGAGAAGGCUAGACGAUAAAGGGGGUCGACUAACGGCAUAGAAAAAGUGGCACAACGCGCAGCUAUCUACAUAAGAUUAGCAUGACAUCCACAAGAUCAACAGAGAUCGAAUUGCAUUCCUAGCCCUCAGUAGUUUCACCUCAAAGUAACAAUUGUAGUCGAAAGGUUUUUUUUAACCAUGAUACGCCGUGCCCGCGUCGCCGACCUACACAUAGAAAUAUCUCAGUCACUGCUAUGGCUUGAAAAAAAGUGUGAAGAUCUGGCUUAGAGCAGCGAGAGCUCUACAUGUGACUGUGAGUGAGUAGAAUGAGAUAUUCCAAAGUAGACCCGGUAGUAUAGGAGCCGAGUUAUUCUCUCUCAUGAAUAGCGGUGAACAGUUUGAACGACUGAGUGUCCCAUUGUUGAUUGGUGAACCGCGAACAGUGUAUUGAGAUACCAUAGUUCGCUCGUUGUGGAGCUUGAAGUUCCGGUAAAGAACUAGUACAAAGUGACAGACUGAGGAGGAU